This is a messenger RNA of Cicer arietinum (chickpea), 1952 nucleotides long. Its product is annotated as probable L-cysteine desulfhydrase, chloroplastic. The record is from RefSeq and is a predicted model, not a curated record. NCBI's taxonomy places the organism in Eukaryota, Viridiplantae, Streptophyta, Magnoliopsida, Fabales, Fabaceae.
UGGUUAUCCCAAUUUCCUAAUCUGUAGCCUUUACAAUUCCACUGAGUGAAGGAAAGCACGCACUAAUUUAUCUCUCUCUAAAAAACUCAUCCUCAUCCCUUUUACUUGAGAUCUCUCUCUUCUCUUUUAUGUUCUUCCCUUUCUCAUCAACAAUUCUCAAUUAUCAAUCCUCAUAAUCACCACCGUUAAUUUAUUCAUUCAUUCAAUGGCUUCCAACAACAAUCACCGUUCAAUCCCUGACCUCAACGGAACUUCCCACUCUCACCCCACACCUAAAAAACCUAAACUCUCUUCUUCCUCAUUCAUCACUCCUUCCGAGAUUCAAUCCGAAUUCUCCCACCACGACACCGCCGUCGCUCGCAUUAACAACGGCAGUUUCGGUUCCUGUCCUUCCUCCAUCAUCUCCGCUCAACACAAUUGGCAACUCAAAUACCUCCGUCAACCCGAUCACUUCUACUUCAACCAUCUCAAACCUGCAAUCCUCCAUUCCCGUUCCAUCAUCAAAAACCUAGUUAACGCCAAUCACAUCGAUGAAAUCUCUAUCGUCGAUAACGCCACCACCGCCGCUUCCAUCGUUCUUCAACACACCGCUUGGUGUUUCCGUGAAGGAACGUUUCAGAAAGAUGACGUCGUUAUCAUGCUUCAUUACGCUUACGGCUCCGUUAAAAAAUCGAUGGAGGCUUACGUCACUCGAGCCGGUGGUAGAGUAAUUGAAGUUCCUCUUCCUUUUCCGGUGAGUUCUAACGAUGAAAUUAUUACUGAAUUUAGAAAAGCUUUAGAAAAAGGAAAAUCUGAAGGUAAAAAAGUUAGGCUUGCGGUUAUUGAUCAUGUUACUUCAAUGCCUUGUGUUGUUAUUCCUGUUAAGGAAUUGAUUCAAAUUUGUAGAGAGGAAGGUGUUGAAAAAGUUUUUGUGGAUGCUGCUCAUGCAAUUGGUUGUACUGAUGUUGAUAUGCAAGAGAUUGGUGCUGAUUUUUACACUAGUAAUUUGCAUAAGUGGUUUUUUUGUCCGCCUUCGAUUGCGUUUUUGUACAAUAGAAAAAACCCUAAAAAUGAUGCUGGUGGUAGUGGUGAUUUGCAUCAUCCUGUGGUUUCUCAUGAGUAUGGAAAUGGAUUGGCUGUGGAAAGUGCUUGGAUUGGAACAAGGGACUAUAGUGCUCAAUUGGUGGUUCCUAAUGUUUUGGAAUUUGUGAAUAGAUUUGAAGGCGGUAUUGAAGGGAUUAAGAAGAGGAAUCAUGAAGCUGUUGUUGAGAUGGGAGACAUGUUGGUUAAAGCUUGGGGAACUCAUCUUGGGAGUCCUUCCAAUAUGUGUGCUAGUAUGGUUAUGGUUGGUUUGCCUACUAGUUUAGGGGUUAAGAGUGAUUCUGAUGCACUUAAGUUAAGGACACAUUUGAGGGAUGUUUUUGGAGUUGAAGUUCCUAUAUAUUAUAGACCACCUAGAGAUGGGGAAGUUGAGCCUGUAACAGGGUAUGCUAGGAUUUCUCAUCAGGUUUACAAUAAAGUUGAAGACUAUUACAAGUUUAGGGAUGCUGUUAACCAACUUGUGGAUAACGGGUUUGCUUGUACUCUUCUUUCAAAUUGAAGAGUUGAGAAGUUUCAAUAUCUUCUUUCUGAUGAAUAAAAUGUGAUUGCUCGAUUGCUUGCAAGCUUGGGUAGUUGUGAUGGUUUCGGUACCAUGGACUGCAGGUUUUGCCGGUAAACUACAGCAAUUGCUCAUAUUAGCUUUGCUGAGUAGAAUUCCCCCGUAGUGAGUAACUUCAAUAUUGAGAUCUAUGGAUUUAUCCUUGUAAAUAUAAUUGUGAUUCUCAUGCAAUCUAAUUAUCUUAACCGCCUAAUGCCAACUGCUUCUUCAGGUUUAUAUCAAAUUCUACCAUAAACUUGAGGUCUAUAUCAAAUUCUACCAUAAACUUGAUGUUUGGCAAUGAUAUAUUUAAUAAGAGUUAGAAAAUUUGAUA